Molecule: messenger RNA, 2958 nt
Organism: Symbiodinium pilosum
Lineage: Eukaryota; Dinophyceae; Suessiales; Symbiodiniaceae
Source: the annotation of a GenBank genome assembly
AUGGACGUGAAGCCGACCUCUGGGGAGCCAGUGGACUUCCUGCGGUGGCUCAAUGCACGCAGGAAGUGCAACCUGGAGCUGGUGGACGGCACCUUGCUGAAGGGCUACUCAUUUGGGGCUCCGGUCUCUGUGUCUGGAGAAGUCGUCUUCAACACCGGCAUGGUGGCCUACCCAGAAUCCUUGACCGACCCUUCAUAUGCCGGGCAGAUCCUGGUCAUCACCUAUCCGCUGGUCGGAAACUAUGGGGUGCCAUCGGAUGAGAAAGAUGAGUUUGGACUUCCCAAGUGGUUUGAGAGUGACAAGAUUCACUUGAAAGGAGUUGUGAUCUCCGACUACUCCUACGAGCCAUCGCACUACAGCUGCAUUCGAACUCUGGGGCAGUGGCUGGAGUCUCAGGGCAUUCCGGGAAUCUAUGCUGUUGACACAAGGCUGGUGACUAAGCAGAUCCGCAAGACCGGCUCGAUGUUGGGAAAGCUCAUCGUGCAGGGCAGCGCGCCCAGCUCCCAAGUCCCCAUGGACGACCCCAACACGCGAAACUUGGCAGCAGAGGUGUCUAGAAAGCAGAAGGAGGUCUUCACGCCUUCCCAGCUGAACUCUCGGCUGAACCGGGAGGUUCACAUCCUGGCAGUCGACUGCGGCAUGAAGAACAACAUCAUCCGCUGUUUGGUGAAGCUCGGGCUUCGGGUCACGGUGGUUCCAUGGGACUAUGACUUCACCAAGGAUAGCUUCGACGGGCUCUUCUUGAGCAAUGGUCCUGGGGAUCCCACCAUGUGUGCCAAGACGGUGGAGCAUGUGCGCACCAUCAUGAAGGAGCGCCCGAAGACCCCAAUCUUCGGCAUUUGCCUUGGGAACCAGAUUCUGGCCCUGGCGGCCGGAGCCUCAACUUACAAGAUGAAGUUCGGCAACCGCGGCAUGAACCAGCCCGUGGUGGACCUACGCACACAGAGGUGCUACAUCACGGCGCAGAAUCACGGAUAUGCGGUUGACAAUGCAAGCUUACCAGAGAGCUGGGUGCCGCUGAUGAUGAAUGCCAACGAUGGCACCAACGAAGGCAUCAUUCAUUCCUCAAGGCCUUGGUUCUCUGUGCAGUUCCACCCCGAGGCGUGCGGAGGGCCCACGGACACGGACUUCUUGUUCGACUACUUCCUGCAGUUCAUUGCGGAGCCGACCGCAUCCCCUGUGACUACCAUGCCUUAUUCCAUUCCCACCGUGUACAGGAAGGUCCUGGUCUUGGGAUCGGGGGGCCUUACCAUUGGGCAGGCUGGGGAGUUCGACUAUUCUGGCAGUCAGGCCAUCAAAGCCUUGAAAGAGGCAGGAGUCAUGUCUAUCCUCAUCAAUCCGAACAUUGCCACUGUGCAAACAUCAGCUGGCAUGGCAGACAGGGUCUACUUCCUGCCAGUGACGCCAGAGUUCGUGAUCAAAGUGAUCGCGCGUGAGAAGCCAGAUGGGAUUUUUGCCGCCUUCGGCGGGCAAACGGCCCUCAAUUGCGCUGUAAAGCUGCACCAGCAAGGCGCUUUUGAGAAGUACAAUGUCAAGGUGCUUGGCACCCAAAUCGAGGCGAUCAUGAAGACAGAGGACCGUGACCUGUUCAGCAAGGUCGUGGAGGCUUGUGGCGAGAAGAUUGCGGAAAGCGCCUGCUGCGACUGCGUGGGCGACGCCGUGGUUGCAGCCGCGAAGAUUGGCUAUCCGGUGCUGGUCCGUGCCGCCUACGCCCUGGGUGGCCUGGGCAGCGGCUUCGCCGACAACGAGGAGGAGCUCCGACGCCUGGUAAACGUGGCCUUGGUGAACAGUCCCCAGGUGAUCAUCGACAAGUCGCUGAAGGGCUGGAAGGAGCUGGAGUACGAGGUGGUGCGGGACAAGAACGACAACUGCAUCACCGUUUGCAACAUGGAGAAUUUUGAUCCCAUGGGUGUCCACACAGGUGAGUCUAUUGUCAUCGCGCCCUCGCAGACUCUGACGAAUGCCGAGUACUACCGCCUCCGCCAGUGCGCGCUGAAAGUGAUUCGGCACCUUGGGAUUGUCGGGGAGUGCAAUAUCCAGUAUGCCAUGGACACGAAGACAUCUGAGUUCCGCAUCAUCGAGGUGAACGCGCGGCUGUCCCGAAGUAGUGCUUUGGCGUCAAAGGCCACUGGGUAUCCGUUGGCCUACGUGGCGGCGAAGCUGGCGCUUGGGCACGACUUGGUCCAGUUGAGGAACAGCGUGACCAAGUGCACCACUGCAUGCUUUGAGCCCUCGCUGGAUUACUGCGUCGCCAAAGUUCCACGCUGGGACCUGCAGAAGUUCUCCACCGUGGACGCCCGCAUCGGGUCAGCAAUGCAAUCCGUGGGCGAGGUCAUGGCCAUCGGUCGCACCUUUGAGGAGACCAUCCAGAAGGCUCUACGCAUGGUGGACGAUGCGAGCCUGGGCUUUGAUCCGAUCCGCUACGACUUGGAGCUCAACCGGCGAGGGCUGCCCUCCUCGGGUCCCAACUUCGAAGUGGAGCUGAAGAAGGAGCUCAGCAGCCCUACGCCAGUCCGAAUGUGGGCCAUUGCCAAGGCCUUCGAGCAUGGCAUGAAUGUGGAAGAGGUCCACACUUUGACCAACAUCGACCGAUGGUUCCUGUCAAAGCUACAUGGCCUGCACAUGCUCAAGGGCACCAUGCGCUCUUUGGAUUUCUAUGAGCUGCGCCAGAAUCCGGUACUUCUCAGGGAGGCCAAGACCAGGGGCUUCUCGGACAGGCAGAUCGCCGCCAUCAUCUCGGCGCCUGAGAAGAUCAUGGACACUGAGCUCUCUCCCCAUCUUCUGCCUGUGGACCAUGGCUCCCAGCGCUACUCCGGAGGCCCCGUGACCGAAGCGCAUAUCCGACACCUCCGAAAGAAGCUUGGCAUCGUGCCCACAGUGAAGCAGAUUGAUACUUUGGCGGCGGAGUUCCCGGCCACAACAAACUACCUCUAUGUGACCUACAGCGGAGAGGAGCAU